AUGCGCAGAACGCAAGCGCUGUUCUUUGCAGCCACGCAAUGUGCACGUCUCCACACUUCACGUAGACUCUACUCCUCGCCGCCUAUUGUCAAAAUCGCCAAUGGCACAUUCUAUCGCCAGCACCCUUCUUCAAAGGGCGAUAAUGCGCCUUCAAAUCCACCAUUAUUCCCGAAUCUGACGCUCUCUCUACCCUCUUUCUCGACACCAAACCAGCAUUGGGCGAUUUUGAGCCCAUCAUCCGACAUUCGCACCGCAUUUCUACAAAUACUUCGCGGCCAAUUACUUUGUUUCCCUCCAACAGCGCGGUCUUUCCCAUACCUCCUCACUCCAGCCAUCGCCGAGGAAAGGCCACGCCUCCGCUUCCCAGAGCGAGCCAUUGAGUAUGUGGGCUUCGACGUUGAACGGAAAGCUUUCGGUGGCGCCUAUCUAUCGGCACGGUACCUGACCGGUAUCGUAACGAUGAACCCUGGAGAAGAGGAACUAAAGGCAAAGAGUGUGGAUGAAGAGGAUAUGACACGGGUUAUGCGUGAUCUAGAGUUGGAGAGGUUUAUUGACAAGCCGGUCAGCAUGCUGAGCAAUGGGCAGAGUAGACGGGCGAGAAUCGCGAAAGCGUUGUUGAGUAGGCCUGAGAUGCUUUGUUUGGAUGCACCGUUUAUUGGACUUGACCCCAUCGUUACCAGGCAUAUCUCCAAAGUUUUACACCGGCUCGCAGAAGCCAACGCACCACGCAUUGUUCUCAGUCUGAGACCGCAAGAUGAGAUUCCGGAAUGGGUUACCCAUCUCGUUUACGCAGGAGAGGAUGGAAAGGUCGAAAAGAUGGGGCUGAAGGAAGAGGUGCUAGGUCAUUCACAGAUGCAUAGGCAAGCUGAAAGCAUUGGGGACUCGACGCGGAGUUCCGUCAGCACAGAGAGAGACGAAACAGGACGACUUUCGUCUGGAAGAGAAUACUCUACAAGAUCAUCGGAUGCGGCAACAUUGAGUCGCGAUGGCCACCAAGAUACCGACGAUCAUGUACCCAAGAUUGGCGAAGCUAUCGUCGAAAUGCAAGGAGUACGCAUAGCUUACGGCCAGAACUCCGUCUUGGGAGAUUGGCAACAGGACAUCGACGGGUCAUCACAAUCCGGGCUGCAUUGGAACGUGCAUCGUAAUCAACGCUGGGGUAUAUUCGGUGCCAACGGCUCUGGCAAGACUACGCUUCUUUCGCUCGUAACAUCAGACCAUCCGCAGACCUACUCGGCUCCUGUCCAACUCUUCCAACGCUCGCGCUUGCCCGAACCCGGUGUCCCAGGUAUCACUAUAUUCGAAAUCCAGUCACGAAUGGGCCAUGCGAGUCCGGAAGUCCAUGCCCUGUUUCCGAAGAGACUUAGAGUGAGGACGGUUUUGGAAAGUGCAUGGGCGGAUACACCAAUUACAAAGCCAAGACUAGAUGAUGAAGCGAGGAAGAGAGUCGAAGCUUGCUUGAGAUGGUUUGAAUCCGAACUUAGGCCUGGCUUCAGUGGUGACGGAAGUGUGAGUCUGGAGUGGGCAUCUGACACUCUAUUCGGUGAGGUAUCGUUCUCCGCUCAACGUGUACUCCUCUUCUUGCGCGCCACGAUCCGAAAUCCCGACAUCGUUAUCCUCGAUGAGGCGUUCAGUGGCAUGGACGACCUCGUUCGCGACAAGUGUCUUCUGUUCCUUAGUCACGGCCAGGGUAUGGAGCUUGUAUUCUCUGACAGUGGCUUGAAACCGGUGAAAUGGGAAGGUGAGGUUGUGGUUCCAGGAUUGCAAGAACAUCAGGCCCUACUGUGUGUCAGUCAUAGUAAGCAUGAAGUACCUGGGUGUAUACGAGAGUGGGUUUGCCUGCCUGAACCAGGCACAGGCCCACCAAGGUUUGGCCGAUUUGAUGGGCCUGUGGAGCUGGAUGCAGGACGAUGGAGCGAAGUGUGGAAUGAAAAGCACUAG
Messenger RNA from Alternaria infectoria, 1941 nucleotides. RefSeq lists its product as uncharacterized. The transcript has 4 exons. NCBI's taxonomy places the organism in Eukaryota, Fungi, Ascomycota, Dothideomycetes, Pleosporales, Pleosporaceae. Bases 1 to 1941 code for a protein of 646 amino acids. The record is from RefSeq and is a predicted model, not a curated record. Gene Ontology annotation, cellular component: mitochondrion. Gene Ontology annotation, molecular function: ATP binding; ATP hydrolysis activity.